AUUUAUUAAUACCACCCCCAACAACAAAAACAUGGUCUUAGAAAUGGAAAUGUCCAAAACCUAUCAAUACCGCAAGGUCAUGAAACCCAUGUUGGAACGCAAACGUCGUGCCCGCAUCAACAAGUGCCUCGACGAACUCAAGGAUAUCAUGGUCGAAUGCCUGACCCAAGAGGGUGAACAUAUUACCCGUUUGGAGAAAGCCGAUAUCUUGGAAUUAACUGUAGAACACAUGAAGAAAUUGAGGGCCCAAAAGCAAUUGCGCCUCAAUGGCAACCAGGAUACCAAACUGACCAUUGCUGAAAGUUUCCGUGCUGGUUAUAUUCAUGCCGCCAAUGAGGUGUCCAAAACAUUGGCCACAGUUCCCGGUGUCAGUGUGGAUUUGGGUACCCAAUUGAUGAGCCAUUUGGGUCAUCGUCUGAACUAUUUGCAAGUUAUUGUACCCACUGCCGUGGCUCCUUUGGGAGUUGUACCCAAUGCAACAGCAAUCCAUCCUUCUUCGUCCAGCAGUCAUUUCCAAUCGAUGGUAGCCGCUGGACAAACUCAAUUGUCCGCCAACUCUUCAUUGUGUGGCAGUCCAGAACCUCCAGUAUUGAUUACACCACCACCAUCUGAAUGCGGCAGCAGUGAAAGUGGUACUUGCAGUCCAGCUCCCAGUGAUUCCGGAUCAAUGUGGCGUCCCUGGUGA
Molecule: messenger RNA, 685 nt
Organism: Musca vetustissima
Lineage: Eukaryota; Metazoa; Arthropoda; Insecta; Diptera; Muscidae
Gene: E(spl)mbeta-HLH
Product: enhancer of split mbeta protein
Exons: 1
Coding region: 32-685 (217 amino acids)
Biological process (GO): regulation of neurogenesis; regulation of transcription by RNA polymerase II; anterior/posterior pattern specification
Cellular component (GO): nucleus
Molecular function (GO): protein dimerization activity; DNA-binding transcription factor activity, RNA polymerase II-specific; RNA polymerase II cis-regulatory region sequence-specific DNA binding
Source: RefSeq, a predicted model, not a curated record